CCCACUCCCACAAAUUUUCAGGUUCAGUGGCCCUUUUGUAGCAAUGAAGUACAGUAAUUGCAUUGAUGAAUGGUCAACUGACGACUUUAUGGUGCAACUUCAGCAUUUUUGUGAUGCAUCAACCGCAUUUAUGCACUUUGUUAUUCCAUUGGAACUUAUCUAUUUCAUCCGAAUGUAUAAAGUUUUUCCUAGCAAAUUGGCAAUCAUUUAUUUUGGAACUUUCUCCAUUCUCUGUGGGGUAAGUUAUUUGACUGACUUGUGGAGAUACUCUCGGUACUAUAAGUACUCAGAAACUUCUGCUUUGGUGAUAAAGAUUGUGCAAGUUUGUGCUGCUGUGGCAUCAUGGUUGACAGUUGUGGUUAUGUAUUUUGUGACACCAAAAUUUUUAAGAAUAAGAGAAAAUGUACAUCUUCUCGAGAACAGGGUUGAUGAUCUCAGUAGAAAAAAAAGCCUUCUGCUUCGUAAAGUAGCAACAAGAAGAUCCAUUGUAAACCUAAUAGAUGUUAUUCGAAGCACCGUUUAUGGGUACGACAUUGUUGAGUCAACUCUUGUUGGGCUGGGAAAGAUUUUCGACUUGGAGGAAUGUUCAUUUUGGUUUCCAUCGCACACUAAUAAAAGCCUGCAGCUUUCUCACUCUUUGAACCACGUAUAUUCUGUUGGUUCUGUUGUGCCUAUGAACCUUCCUUUUGUUUCCAAAAUCAUUAAUGCUGUUGGGGCCGUGAGGAUACCGUACACCUGUCCCUUGGUGAGGGCAAAUAAAUGCACCAAGAGAGCCAUGAAGUUUGAGGCUGUGGCCAUAAGAGUACCUCUUUCAUUCUCUGAAUCGGAUGACUCACUUAAUGCUUGUGUGAUGAGCUAUGCAGUGAUGGUUCUGGUUCUCCCUCCAGAUAAUAUCAGGAAGUUCCGUAAGUAUGAACUGGAACUUCUGGGAGCUGUUGUAAAACAGGUAUCAGUUGCACUUGGUCAUGCUUCAACUAUCGAAGAUUCAUUUAUGGCAAGGUAUCAUCUUAAGGAGCAACUUUCUUGUAAGGAGGUGGGUUAUGGGGCAUCAUGA
Molecule: messenger RNA, 1054 nt
Organism: Chenopodium quinoa (quinoa)
Lineage: Eukaryota; Viridiplantae; Streptophyta; Magnoliopsida; Caryophyllales; Amaranthaceae
Product: probable ethylene response sensor 2
Exons: 2
Coding region: 44-1054 (336 amino acids)
Cellular component (GO): endoplasmic reticulum
Molecular function (GO): ethylene receptor activity; ethylene binding
Source: RefSeq, a predicted model, not a curated record